This is a messenger RNA of Acanthamoeba castellanii str. Neff, 4590 nucleotides long. RefSeq names its product protein kinase domain containing protein. Lineage: Eukaryota; Discosea; Longamoebia; Acanthamoebidae. The transcript has 8 exons. The coding region runs from base 1 to 4590 and encodes 1529 amino acids. The record is from RefSeq and is a predicted model, not a curated record. Gene Ontology annotation, molecular function: hydrolase activity; ATP binding; protein kinase activity. Gene Ontology annotation, biological process: nucleotide catabolic process; cyclic nucleotide biosynthetic process; protein phosphorylation.
AUGGCUGCCCUCCCCCGACCUCGAGUGGCGCCUCGACUCUCCUUCUCCUUCCCCCUUCACUCUUUCAACUUCUUCACCUUCAUCUUUUUGCUGUCAAUAGCACAGCAUGGAGGCAGAAGCGGAGGUGUAGUGAGCGGCUUCUCGCUCACGCUGCUCCACACGAGCGACCUCGCCGCGCAGACCGUGGCCGUCGACAACAACGACAACCCGUGCACCCUCCUCUACAACACCACCGCCGCGGCCUACGCCUACGCCGACACCGCCGCCCCGCCCUGCACCGGCGGCAUGCCGCGCCUCAAGACCGCCGUCGACGCCGCGCGGGCCGAGGGCGCCGCGGCCGGCAGGCCCGUGCUGCUGCUCGACGCGGGCAACAUGUUUCAGAGCGACUACGACACGGGCUCGCUCGUGUUCAAGACCUACGGCGAGGAGGCGGUGUACUACUUCAUGGGCGCGAUGGACUACGACGCCAUCCACUUCAACUACCGCGAGUACAUCCUGAGCUUCGGGCCGCUGGCCCACUUUGUGGCCAACAUGACCGCCCAGGGCACCGUGGUCGUGGAGGCCAACCUGAACUGGGCGGCCCAGCGCGAGUUCCGGGACCUCACCAUUCCGGCAUUCACCACCUUCAACUACAGCGGCGGGGAGCUGGUGGGCUUCACGGCCGGCAUCAACGGCGACCUGUCGACGCUGCUCAGCUUCCCCCAGAACACGUCGGCCACCAACGAGGUGGCCGGCAUCCGCCGGGCCGUGGGCAUCAUGCAGAACAUGGGCGUCAACAAGAUCAUCGUCGCCGUCUCCAGCAACUUUGUUCUCGCCUCAGUGCUGGAGUCGGUGCAAGGGAUCGACGUAGUGAUCGUGCCGGGCCAGCUCUACACCAACGGCACGUACGUGGGCGCCUACGAGACGGUGGCCGGCGGCUACCCAACGGUGGUGAACGCCGCGUGGGAGCAGCCGAUCCUGGUGGUGGGCGCCGGCUACGACGGCCGACGCCUGGGCCGGCUCGACCUGACCUUCAACAGCCUCGGCGUGCUGACGUCAUGGAGCGGCGGCACGGUGCUGCUCGAUGAGAGUGUGGCCAACGACGCGGCGCUGUCGGCCAACAUUAUCGACCGCUUCGUGACGGUGGACUCCAUCUACGGCCAGGUGCUGGGCGAGGCCACGGGCGAGUUCGGCUUCCAGAAGCGGUGCCUGUUCGCGCAGUGCACCAUCGGCAACUGGGCCGCCGACGGCAUGAAGUGGGCCGGCCAGACCCAGAUCGGGCUGUUCGACGGCGCGGGCCUGCGCGCGGGUUUCUCGCAGGGCAACGUGACGCAGGGCAACAUCGUGCGCACGCUCCCGUUCUACAUCAACUACGUGUUCACCUUCGACCUGCUGGGCAAGUACAUCGUGUCGACGCUGGAGACCGGCCUCGGCAUGCUCAACGAGAGCUCGGAGGCCUCGCUCUCGGCCGUGGCUUACCUCCAGGUGUCGGGCCUCAACUUCACCUACAACCCGGCCGAACAGGUGGGCCUGCGCGUGGUCGACGUGCAGGUCGAGGUGGCGCCCGGCGUGUGGGAGUACCUGGUCAUGGACAAGGCCUACAGCGUGGCCACCAUCGACUUCCUCUACUUCGGCGGCCUCGGCUUCACCGACAUGGCCGCCCACGGCACCAACCUUCAGAAGGGCACCCGCACCGUGGACCUCGUCUACGCCGACUACAUCGGCGCCAUCUCGCCCAUGGACCCGCCGGAUGAGGUGCGUAUCUCGACCACGUCGCUCACCCGGCGCACCUGCUUCGCCAGCAACUCCUCGGUCGGUGCCACCGACGCCAUGUGCAGCGGCGUGGGCACCUGCCUGGGCGGCGUAUGCCAGUGCCCGGAGGGCUUCAGCGGUAGCGUCUGCGAGGUGGACAACACCGCCCACUCGAGCUCGUCGAGCGACAUCACCAUCGCGCUCGCCAUCGCGCUCCCCAUCGGCCUGGGCUUCCUCGGCCUGCUCUGCCUGGGCCUGCUGCUGCUGGUGCUCCUCCGCCGCCGGUGGUCCCAGAAGCGCGACUCCGAGGUGUGGAUGAUCAACGCCAACGAGCUCGACCUCCAGCAGCCGCUCGGCGAGGGCUCCUUCGGUCAGGUGUGGAAGGCCACGUGGCGCGACCAGGAGGUGGCGGUCAAGAUGCUCACGCAGGAGGUGAGCGACUCCAAGGCCGCCCGCCAGCAGUUCCUGAACGAGAUGCGCAUCAUGAGCCAGCUGCGCCAUCCCAACGUGGUCCUGUUCAUGGCCGCCUCGGUCAAGCCCCAGAUGUCCAUCGUCAUGGAGUUCAUGUCCCUCGGCUCCCUCUUCGACCUGCUGCACAAUGAGCUCAUCAGCGUGAUCCCGCACCAGCUGCGGGCCAAGAUGGCCUACCAGGCGGCCAAGGGCAUGCACUUCCUGCACUCGUCCGGCGUGGUGCACCGCGACCUCAAGUCGCUCAACAUCCUGCUCGACGCCAAGUGGAACGUCAAGAUCAGCGACUUUGGCCUCACCAAGCUGCGCGAGGAGAAGGAGACCGACAUCGCCGUGGGCUCCAUAUACUGGACGGCCCCGGAGGUGUUGGCCGAGUCGCCCAGCACCGACUUCAUUCUCUCUGACGUCUACAGCUUUGGCAUCGUCCUCUGGGAGCUUCUGACGCGCGAGCAGCCCUACAUCGGACUUAGCCCGGCGGCGGUGGCGGUGGCAGUGCUGAGGGACAAGCUGCGGCCGGAGGUGCCGAACACUCACGACGCCCCGGUGGACUACAUCGACCUCAUGACGGCCUGCUGGCACCAGGACCCGGUCAUCCGCCCCACGUUCCUCGAGAUCAUGACCCGUCUCAGCACCGACGUUGGCACCUCGACCAGCCACAGCUCCACGUCCGGGUCGAGCCGGGUGCACGGCAAGGACGUCAAUGGGUCGUGGACCCUGCCGUCGGGCCACUCCUCUACGUCGGGCGAUGACGACGACAACAGCAGUGGCCUCUCGGGCGCCGUGGCCGCGGGACCGGGGCGGCCGCCGCACGGCGAGAUGGCGAUCGUGUUCUCCGAUAUCACACGCGCGGCCACCCUGUGGCAGCACGACCCCGAGGCCAUGCGCGACGCCACGCUGCUGCACAACGACGUCCUGCGGUCGCUCAUCCGCAAGUUCGGCGGCUACGAGGUGGUGUCGGCCAAGGACCGUUUCAACGACGGCGAGGGCUCCUUCUGCGUCGCGUUCCAGGACACGACCGACGCGCUCGAGUGGUGCUCGGCCGCGCAGGUCAAGCUGCUCGAGGUGGACUGGCCCGCGCGGCUGCUCGAGCACCCGGGCGCCGGCGAGGAGUGCGGCAACACCGACGACCGCGUGCUUUUCCGCGGGCUCCGCGUGCGGAUGGGCGUCGACUACGGCGCGACCAAGUCCGUGAAGGACCCCACCAGCCGGCGCGUGAGCUACACGGGUCCCGUGGUCAACACCGCCGCGCGCAUCACGGCCAUGACCCACGGCGGCCAGAUCAUCAUCACCGCCGCCGCCUUCGAUAGCGCGCGCGACUCUGAUCUCGUCCUUGAGAAGGGCCGGCUGCGCUCCCUCGGCAAGAUCAAGGUCACCGAAGCCCAAGAUAUCAAGUUGUACGAGCUCAAGGUGCGCGGGCUGGAGGCGCGGUUCUUCGGCGGGGUGUCGUCGGACACGCGGAGCGGCGCGUCGGGCUCGACGGACGGUGCGGUGAGGUCGGUGGUGGGCGACGACCUGGCCUUCCCCGAGGACUCGUUCCUCAUGUCGGCCAACCUGUGCCGGUGGGUGAUCGACUACCAGGACGUCCAGCUGGGCGACCAGAUCGGGAUGGGCUCCUACGGCGUGGUCUACCGGGCCAAGUGGAAGAACGUCGACGUGGCCGUAAAGAAGUUCAUCAACCAAAAGAUUGACGAGCGGCGCAUGCUCGAGUUCCGCGCCGAGAUGGCCUUCCUCUCCGAACUCCAACACCCCAACGUGGUCCUCUUCAUCGGUGCGUGCAUCAAGAGGCCCAACCUGAGCAUCCUGACCGAGUACGUGGCGCGGGGCGACCUGAAGCUGGUGCUGCACGACGCGAGCAUCAAGCUGCCGUGGCGCCAGCGCCUGUCUAUGCUCAAGAGCGCGGCAAAGGGCAUCGCCUACCUGCACUCCCUGAGCAUAGUGCACCGCGACCUCAAGCCGUCCAACCUGCUCGUCGACGAGGACUGGAGCCUGAAGGUGGCCGACUUCGGCUUCGCGCGCAUCAAAGAGGAGAACGCCACCAUGACCCGCUGCGGCACGCCCUGCUGGACCGCGCCGGAGGUGAUCCGCGGAGAGAAGUACAGCGAGACGGCGGACGUGUACAGCUUCGGCAUUAUCAUGUGGGAGGUGCUUACGCGGAAGCAGCCCUACGGCGGGCGCAACUUCAUGGGCGUGUCGCUCGACGUCCUGGAGGGCCGGCGGCCGCAGAUCCCCGACGACUGUCAGCCCAAGUUCCAGAAGCUGAUCAAGAGCUGUUGGCACAAGAGCGCCGGCAAGCGGCCGGCGAUGGAGAAGGUCAUGGAGGGGCUCGAUGAGCUCCUCGGCGAGACCGGCGGCGGCGCAGGCGGCGCCAAGCAGGACGCCUCGCCCGUCUGA